Pseudophryne corroboree (corroboree frog) is the source of this 7671-nucleotide messenger RNA. RefSeq lists its product as uncharacterized. NCBI's taxonomy places the organism in Eukaryota, Metazoa, Chordata, Amphibia, Anura, Myobatrachidae. The transcript is spliced from 15 exons. The coding region runs from base 526 to 3702 and encodes 1058 amino acids. The record is from RefSeq and is a predicted model, not a curated record.
CUCUACCCCCAUCCCUAAUCCCUGCAGUGGGGAAGGAUCCUAAAGCCGAUCAGGGUGUUUUAUAGCAGCGUGCACAUUAAAGGUUUCGGAUUUCAGAGGAAAGUAAGAGACAUUUCUUCUUCUAUGCUGGCUUUCUGGGAAUGAGAGCGAGGAGAAGAGGAAGCUGGGCUGUGGCCUUCACAGAAAUUAGGCCAGACAUGCGUUGGAGGAGACAGGAUGCUCAAGUUGUUGCUGCAUUUGUGGAGGAGUGACAGAUCGGGACAGACAUGUAAAGCUUCUCUACGCUGCUCUCUAGAGACAUCCUAACCUGGGAAAAUCUGUUUAUGAUCUGUGAUAUCCCCAGACACGCCGCUGCUUAUAGCAGAUAACCCAUUGCUGGACCACCGCUCCUGUGUGAUGCUCCAUUUUGUAUUCCCAUGUUCCACCAUUCCACUGAAUGACACUAACUUCCUAUUCAAAACCAUCUCCCCACCUUUAUUACAAGAGAGGGUGAGGGUUUGCUAAGUCCCAGGCAGAGGCACCAAUAUGGUAUCUUCAAAGUCCCUGCUGAUAGUGUUGGCAUGGACCCUUUGUGUGGUCAACGGCCAGAACCUUAUUAAGAACCCCAAGGAGAUAAAUUUGGAAGGACGACUCCUGAUAAGUGAGGUGAACCCGGACAACCCUGGUCAUGACACAUCUGAGUUCAUCGAGCUCCGCCAUACUAGCGGACAAAAUUUCUCACUCAAUGGCUACACGUUAGUCUUCUACAAUGGCAAAACGAACACUGCCUACAAAGUGUUAAACUUAACAGGGUACUCCACAGACAAAAAAGGGUUCUUCUUAAUUGGGUCCUCGGAUGUCAAACCUAAGCCCGCCGUUAUCCUGCCUCCCAACAGCAUCCAGAACGGACCUGAUGCCAUAGCGCUUUAUUUUGGAAAGGGACCCUACAAAGAAUCCAUGUAUGUAACCCGUGAUGGAUUAGUGGAUGUCCUGGUGCAUAAGUCCAAGAGCUUUGAUCAGGCGGAUGUCCUUCUAAGCUCCCUCACUCCCGGGGCUGAGGCCUUCUUAGAGGACGCCAGCUUCCACACCUCAGAUGAGUCCAUGGGAAGAUGUCUGGACAUAGAUGGCCGGUGGACCUUCCAUAUGACGCAUCUGUCACCAGGGACUGAAAAUCACUGCAAGGUCUUUCCAGUAAUGAUAAACGAAGUGUCCUCACCUUAUGCUACGGAUCUGUAUGUAGAAAUCCGUGGACCACCAUCUUUUCUUCUCUCUGGCCUGACCCUAGCAUUUAUCAGUGGGAUGGAUAAAGAGGUUUAUUACUCUACGGACAUUAGGGGUCAAACCGAUGCCAGUGGGCUGUUUCUGCUUGUGAAUGAGAAGCAUGAUAAUAGAGCCCAGCAGACACUGGCCGACGCAGCCCGAUUACACACCAAGGGGGGUGGCGCGGUAGCCCUGUACAUGGGGAAGAGCAGUGACUCUUUCCAAAAGAGCCGGUAUACCACCAGCGGUUUGGUUAAUGCCUUAGUGUACGGUGACUAUGAGGACAUGGCAUUUCAUAACCUUCAGGACCUGGUCAUGGGCAAUAAUAUAAUUUACUGGCACAACUGGGAUGUAAACAUCUCCGCCAGCCUCUGCGCCCAGGGCCAGGAUGGGCUGACAGCUUUCAUACUUGCAGAAAACACUCCUGGACAGGUUAAUGAAUGCCCGCCAGUGAUCACCCGCCACAAUGUCACACUGUGCUUCAGGAUACUUACAGACUGCUCCGUCUGGCUUGGAGAUGAGGUCCUCUCUGAGCUUCUGAAAGCUGUGGUCCAGUCUCUCCAGUCCUUCUGCAGAUGUGAUGUACAUACAAGCUUCUUCUCAGACGCAAGUCUCACCUGCCAGCCGCGGUUGCUGACGCUGCACGCCAGCCAGAAUGUAACAUCGGCUCUAGGCGAUAUAGAGCAAUAUGCCAGGAUGGGAAGUCUUCUCACUGUGCGCAACAAGAUCGCUACAGUGACGCCAACCUGCACGCAGCCGACCGCCUUCCCAACGCAGUCUCCAGAAUUCGCUGGAGACACCUCUCCGUCUUCUAACGCUCCCGUCCUUCUAAUCAGUGAAGUGAACCCGAAUAACCCCGGAUCAGCUGAGGACACUGAAUAUGUGGAACUCUACCACACAAGCAACAGUUCUGCCAGCCUGGAUGGCUACUGGCUGGUCCUCUACAAUGGGAGGAACAACAUGGCUUAUUUUGCACUCAACCUCAAAGGCUUCUACACUGACAAAAAUGGCUUCUUCCUGGUUGGCAGCGCAAAGAUGACCCCACAGCCGCACAUCCCGCUACGGGCUAACACCAUUCAGAAUGGGGCGGAUGCAGUGGCAUUGUACUAUCGCCCAGGGAAGCCUUACUUUGCAAACAUGCAGUUGACAGAAGAUGGCCUGGUGGAUGCUGUGGUGUAUGUAUCACAGGCAAGGGAUGAUGCUUCAGGGCUCUUGGCUGUCUUAACCCCAGGACAGGAUGCAGUACAUGAAAAUGAACAAUUUAUUGAGGAGGAUGAGUCUUUAAGUCGCUGCCAUGGGUUGGUGCCAUUGGACCACUCCACUUUUCAGAUCACCAAGACCACCCCUCUCAUAGAGAACAACUGUGAGGCUGUGCCUCCCUCCACACCUACAUCCGUGACCUCCGGCCACCCCAGAGCCUCUUCCCCUCCUGGAACAUCUUCUUUGCCCACCACACUUCUGAUCAGUGAGGUGGGCGUAAUGCAGGGCUCUGUACCAUACGUCUUUGUUGAGUUGAAAGGACCCCCCGGAGACCAAAUUUGGGACCACACCUUGGUCAUGUAUAACAGAGACGGGAAAGUUUAUGAUCGCUUCGGUUUGAAAGGCGUAAUAGGAGCUAACGGCUUAUACCUGAUUAGCGUCAAUGAUACGGGCGAUCAGAAGCUCCCUUUGCACUUCCGCCCCUACAAUCUCACCACAGAGGCCCUAGCGCUGUACAGAGGGCGCCCCGAGUCUUUUCCGCUGGGAUCCUCCCUGACUCAGAAAGAUCUACUGGACGUCAUUCUUUACACAUGGGAAAGGAGCGCAAGCACAGAGGUUCUCAGAGAUCUGAGAACACCCAUUGUCACUUUGUACGGGGAUCAGGCGUUGGUGUCUGUGAGUCGUUGCGCUGUUCCCAAAGGAUCCAACGCCCAGUUGCUGCCUGUCCAGCACCCCAGCCCGGGCAGAGAAAACUUUUGUCCCUCCACCGUGACCUCAGUACAGCUUGACCUUUGUGUGAAAGGCUCCACAAUGGAUUGCUCCGGAUGGGAGACAAUGAAAAAGAACACACUGGAUAAGCUGAAAACCACCCUCAGCCAAUCCAUGGAAAAAUACUGCUUGUGUUUUACACCCCCAUCAUAUAUACAAGAGCUGGAUGGCACGUGUACGAAGGAGAAGAUAGCCCUCUCUGGGAAUGUCCUGACUACUCACAGUGACCAGCACCUUAUACAGAGAUGGAACUCAGAGCUGCUCAGCCAUGACGUGCCCUUACAGGACAGCUCCCUGGGGCAUUACACAGGGUGUUUUAUGACGGAGAAGAGACAAGGAGCCUUCAAGGCGUGGCAGGUCUCCCUCCUGGUGCUGCUGUUGCUGCUGGUGAUAUGCGGAGUGGCUGGAUUUAUUCUCUUCCUGCGUAAGAGGACUCCUCAGAACUACACCAGUUUUGAGAUGAAUCAUCAGACAGACCUGACAUCUGACUACUGAGUAGUAAGGAACAUAUGGACUAAAGAUGUGGGACUUCCUACAGGCUCAGCCACAGCACAGGCCCUGUCUAUUAGGUGCAACCUUCACAGACACAAAUCGUGCUGCAGCUGAAGAUGUCUGAGUGACCUCUAUCCAGUGACAAGGCUGUGAAACGCGUUUCUCCUGCAGGGAAGUGAUUGCUCCAUUCAUGGAAGGGGGACUAGGAUUCUCACCAGAAUAUGGAGACUGAAUAGCAUUGGUGCAGCUUUGGAGCAGAAUAAUGCAAUUGUUUCUAUAAGAAAAUUAUUUUUGUGACAUUCACAUUUAUCAGUACUAAUGUACAAUAUAGAGGAAAGAAGAAUACAGAAGUUCUUGGUGAAAAAAAUUAACCUUUCUAGUCCUGGUGUCACAUUCCAGUAUCUCUUCUGCUGAGACUUCUGUCCUAGACUACAUGCUCUAUUUUGUCUUCAGAAGUUCUAUGCUUCGGGUAUGAAAUGAACAACUGCUUACGAAUAGCCGUGGCGGGUUUACUCUGUGUUCCACAUAAUGUCCGUAGCUAAAUAGUGUAUAAAAAAAUUCUUACUUUAGCAGAAAAGGAUCUUUUAGAUUUUCCGGGCAAGUUAUGUAGACGCCUCUGUCUUCGUUCUUAUAGGUAUAUGGCUGAUAGGUCAACAGUUAAAAGGUCAACAGUCAAUAGGUCAACACAAUAUUGUCGACAUCGUCAAAAGGUUGAAAUGUUCUAAUGGUCGCUAUGGCAAUGGUUGAUAUGACAAUGGUCGACACGCAUAUGGUCAACUUGAGGGGUUUUUUUUCCCCAACUUUUUCAUACCUUACCAUCCACAUGGACUACUAUUGGGAAUGGUGUCCUGUGUCGAGUGCAGCCGUAGUGAAGAGAGGAACCUUGCCCGAAGCAUGGUAAGCGAAGCAUACCAAGCAAGGGGAAAAGGUUUCCUAAUUGGGGUUCCAUGUGCUGGAAGGGAAAAUCUGACACCAACAAAACAUAAAAAAAUCAUGUCGACCUUUUCACGUGUCAACCAUUUCCACGUCGACCUUAUAUCAUAACCCUUCUUAUAUCACCCAUAGUUCUUACUAUGAGGAACUCUAACUUGUAAUUUAGAUCCCUGAUACGCCUCCUUUUACAGGAUUAAUGAAUACAGGUCCUUGUCAUUGUUCUGCCACCGUCUUCUGUAUGAAGUAAGAAACUAUAGAAUAGAAUUGUUUUAUUUUCUAAAUCCUUGAGAUUGCACUUUUUUAAAUUCAAAUUCAUAUAUAUUUUUCUAUGCAGUAAAUGGGUCUUCAGCAUUACAAAAGGCAACUUUUAUCUAAGCCGUAAUUGCUAUUCAUGGAGAGUGGAUUUUAUUUUUUAAAGGUCAUUCUAGGUCUGUUAGACGAGCCGAUGGAAGGAUUCGGAAGUAUUGGAGAGUUCCUUGCUGAUCAUGGAAUUGUCACAUAGGUGCAAUAAAGAGGAAUAUGCGGCCUGUUUAUCAAUUUUCAGAUGAACUUGAACUUCUCACAUGCUGGUUAACGCGUUUCACCCCAUACGUUUCAUGGAACGCAUUUCGCAACUUCCAGUUGUAAUUCAUUGCGCACUUUGGUCAAUAUAAUAGAAAACUUCAACCUCACAAAAGUGACACAUUAUAAAGACGUGAACUAAAGGCAUUCCCUUAUUCUCCUCACUCAAGAUUAUAAACCAAGACACAUACAAAUAUGUACAAAACAGAAUAACAGGGUUUGGCUCUAAACUAGGCCCAGCCAACCUGCCUGCGGCUAGCCAGCUGUUGUAAAACUACAAGUCCCAGCUAUUGGCGAAUGCUAAAACUGUGGAAGGGCAUGCUGGGAUGUGUUGUUUUACAACAGCUGGCGAGCCAGCCAGGCCUGCUCUAACUGGUUGUAAUAUAGACAUUGAUGUGACUUAUUACUGAUUCCUAUUAUGCCAACUUGCAAACCAAGGCACUCUGGUUGACACUACGGGAGGUGUUAUCAAAUGUAAGGUGGGUUGCAGAAAAUAGGUGCAACAUGCGCACCUAAGGGACCACUGAAGGUCUGCUGGUUUUUGUCUUGAAAAUUACCAUAUUGGUGUUUUUUCUUCAAUACUGCUCCUCACUCCGGCCUACAAACAGCUCUGAGGGUGGGUACAUGCUUGUAUGACGGGCAUUCGGGCUUAUAUCAUCGUAAUGUGUACCUACCCUAAAGCAAAUGAAAACAGCGGCAUAAUAUUGUAAUAACUCAGCGCUGUCUCGCUAUCGGUGGUGUGUAUUAUCUAAGUGAAUACAGAGUAUUCAAUAUGUUCAUUUUAAAAUGAAAAUUAUACAAUGUGCGCACAACGAACAGGAUUGCCUUGGAUGGUUCUUCAGCCCAUGGUCCAGCAUUUAAAUUUACCCCAAUGUGUCUUGAAAGUGCCUUUCUAUAAACUACAUGUUUACCUUAUUCAAUAAAUGUAAGGGUUCAAAAUGGUUUAAUAUUAUGCAAUUUAUUUUAAACAGUGUUAUUUUGAUAAAAGGGACAUCAUUCGUUAUCAAUGAUAUGAAUCUACUGUUUGAACUACAUAUCCCAGCAUGCUUAGCUGUUAUUUAACUGCAACUCUCCUGCCAUGAGAUGGUCUGUAAACAACAGUCCAUUUAUAUUGCAGAUUAGAGACUGGCAGCACAAAACUACAGUACAAGUUAGUAUUUUCUAUAUCUCUACAAGGAAACCCAAACUAAUGGAAUUAUAAAAGACUAUAUAAAGCACAGUGCUUGCAAUGUAUCUAUUAAAUGUAGAAAAAGGCCUAGAAAGUUGAAGACUAUUAAGACAGCUGCUCUGCUACCAGGGCUGCCAUCAGAAAUUGUGGGUCCAGAGACUGACAAAAUAGGCAAAUUUCUCACCCACCCCACACACCUCUGUCUGGGCCCAGGAAAAUAGUCCCGGCAGUUCCCCCCUAAUGGCGGCCCUGUCUACUACAACCAGUCCACCAACACUAGAUUACAUUGCACAAUGUAUAAUCCCCUGCUUGCAAGUGCUGGAUUUUGUGGUACAGCAACACCUUGAAGCCACAAUGUAAAUAUACCUCCCAACAUAAUCCAUUCCUGGAGGCACAAAAUGCUCUGUUCCUGGCCUUCCCUCUUAAUUUAUGAUUGCCGUCACAUGUGUUGAACAGGUUAAUUGAUAUGAAAGGUGUUUCACCCCAGGAGAUGUAAGGCAUAAAUGAAGAUGGAAGUCCAGGAGCAGAGCAUUUUGUUCCUCCUACAAUGGUUCAUGUUGGGAGGUAUGGGUAAAGCAUAACCACAGAGGUGACAAGAGUCUCCAGCUGCGUGGAUAGAGGGACCUCCCUUCUUACCUCGUUCUGUGCUGACCAGAAGGAACUUGGCAGAAAUCUGACUGGAACAUUGGCCCUCAUUCCGAGUUGUUCGCUCGCAAGCUGCUUUUAGCAGCUUUGCACACGCUAAGCCGCCGCCUACUGGGAGUGAAUCUUAGCAUAGUAAAAUUGCGAACAAAAGAUUAGCAGAAUUGCGAAUAGACACUUCUUAGCAGUUUCUGAGUAGCUCCACACUUACUCGGCAACUGCGAUCAGUUCAGUCAGUUUCGUUCCUGGUUUGACGUCACAAACACUCCCAGCGUUCGCCCAGACACUCCCCCUUUUCUUCAGACACUCCCGCGUUUUCCCCAGAAACGGCAGCGUUUUUUUACACACACCCAUAAAACGGCCAGUUUCCGCCCAGAAACACCCACUUCCUGUCAAUCACACUCCGAUCACCAGAACGAAGAAAAAACCUCGUAAUGCCGUGAGUAAAAUUCCUAACUGCAUAGCAAAUUUACUUGGCGCAGUCGCAGUGCGAACAUUGCGCAUGCGCAAUUAGCGGAAAAUCGCUGCGAUGUGAAGAAAAUUACCGAGCGAACAACUCGGAAUGACCACCAGUGUCAAUAUUACUUCCUUGUAAAUUUGCGUUUGACUGAAAAGGAGUUGCAAUAAAAUUUUGUAUAUAUGUUUGUAAUAAAUACGAGUGUUGUCUA